Daucus carota subsp. sativus is the source of this 402-nucleotide messenger RNA. RefSeq lists its product as uncharacterized. The record is from RefSeq and is a predicted model, not a curated record. The transcript has a single exon. Lineage: Eukaryota; Viridiplantae; Streptophyta; Magnoliopsida; Apiales; Apiaceae. Bases 1 to 402 code for a protein of 133 amino acids.
AUGGAAUAUCUUUUAUCAAACCCUUUGAACGGAACUAUGAAGAGGUUCCAGAGAACGAGAAAGGGCCACAAGAGAAUCAAUUGGUCGGGGCCAAACCGGAACAACAUGGACACUGUCCGGUUAGGAGGCAGCCCUCGACGAGCUUGGAGGAUCAGGGUUGUCCCGAAAAUGAGGUUCAAGAGGGUGUUAUCAUCGCCUUCGAGACUAUGGAAGAAGCUGAAGACAGGGUAUGUGAAUAUGAUGCUGAAUUUGGCGAAAAACCAGAGUGCAAAUGUAUUCGGGGGUAAGAGGAUUCCAAUGGGUCGUCAAUUUCCAACUGGUUCUUACACUUCUGCUGAGUUUGAUAAAAGACUAGUUCUGGAGAUUUACAAAUCACUUGUGGCUUCUCGUGAAUGCACUUAG